Messenger RNA from Cyclospora cayetanensis, 1659 nucleotides. Its product is annotated as centrosomal and chromosomal factor. The transcript is spliced from 8 exons. The record is from RefSeq and is a predicted model, not a curated record. NCBI's taxonomy places the organism in Eukaryota, Apicomplexa, Conoidasida, Eucoccidiorida, Eimeriidae. The coding region runs from base 1 to 1659 and encodes 552 amino acids.
AUGCGCAACGGAACGUUGCAGGGAGGCAGACGUCUCGACGGCAUGCCCCUGCAGCAGGCGGAGGAGGAGGUGGAUUUUUCAACGGCGCGCAGUGGGGGCCCCAGGAGGCCCCCCCCUAGGGAGGAAACGGAGGUCUCUUUUAGCAGCAUUCGCAGCGGCAUGGAGCCGCAGGCGCAGCGGGUGAUAGAGCCUGAUCGCGAGCGAGCACGCGGUCUGCGUGAGCUGGUAGCGGCUGUUGUUUCGGGGGAAAUCUUGCCUCCGAGCAAGCGGGAGAGCUCGACUGAGGAGGCGGUUGCUGCUCCCUCGGAGGGUCUCUCCGAGGCUAGGAAUGGCGAUUCCCACGUCAGAAACUCGAGCACCGUCUGUAGAAAGUCGGGGGAGUCUCGGGAGGUCUCUGCUGCCGCGGCAGCGAGAGAGCAGCAGCAGAAGGCUCAGCAGCAGCAGAAGGCUCAGCAGCAGCAGCAGAAGGCUCAGCAGGACGAUGGUGACGACGUUGCAAAGGGGACCUCGCUGGAGAAAGCCAAAGCGGCGCAUUCUUCGGGUGUAUGUGCGAGGGGCCCCGUGGAGGGCCCUACUGCGGCGAGCACUGACUCCGUCGAGAAGUUUGUGCCUCGCUGGAAACGUAAUGCGUGUACUGAGGGGGAGUCUGCGGCGGCGCCCAAGAGUCCCCUGAAAGAGGAAGCUGUUGUCUUGGAGCCUGUUCGACUUGCGUCUCUUAGGGGCGGGGGUGCGGGAAGUGCAGCAGCAGGAGCAGCAGCAGGAGGGGGCAGAGGCGGAGUUGGCGAUAACAAAUAUGUGCCUCCAUGUCUGCGCAAGGACGCGAGCGGCGCGGCAAAAGCCUCUCCACAGCAGCAGCAGCAAGACAGCAGCGUGGUUCGGCGUCUCCUGAGCAGCGCUGCGGCAACUCGCGAGUUAGCCGCUGCAGCAGAGGCAGUUGAGCGGAAGCAGCAGGAGAUGGCAGAGGCGCGACGCCAGCAGCUGCUGGAGAAGCAGCGGCAGCAGGAGCUGAAGCAGCAGCAGCAGCAGCAGGCCUUCCGGUGCAGCGACGCUGCAGCGAUGGGAGCCUUCGUGUCUCGUGCCGAGGCGUUGUUGCAGUCGGGAACGUCUCCCAGCGCUGCGGUGGUCGAGGAGUGUCUGCGAAUUCUGCCGGAGGCUGACAGAGGCUCGCUGGCUGCGCCUUUGUGCUGCGUAGCACUCGUUCUCAGAGCUGGUUUUAAGGCCAAAGACAGCGAAGAGCUUCGCAACAAGGCCCAGCCACUCGCAGUGCUCACCAAGAAAUUGAUAGAAGAGGCGUCGGGUGUCAUUGAAGGCCCCACUCGAGCUCCUGUUCUCUUGCUGAGGCAGAUUAGCCGCCUUACGAACGAUUUGCAGUGUCCGCGCCUCUCUGCGAACGCAACGCUCAUUGAGGCAGUCUUCGACUGGCUCUUGUUGGACAGGAUCGUUCCGCAGGAAGACUUCGUUGCCUGGCUCGAAGACUUCGAGGACAAGACCCCUGGACGCACUGCCGUGAUGUUUCAGGUCGCUUCUUGGGGCCUGUGGAUUCGUGGGGAGUUGGGGCCUAAGGAGCAGUCUAGCGAGUCUGAGGAGGACGAUGAAGACAUUGAGGCGCUCUUCCCGAAGCGAGAAGCUGUAAAGAUCAGCACGAGGCGGUUGCGCUGA